CUUUCUUGAGUUUUUCUCUAGAAUUGAGUUUGGUCAUUUAAUUGUUCAAAAAAUGAGUUCCUUGUGUAAUAAUAAACAUCUAAAAAAGAUUCAUGACCAAAAUGGCAUUUACACUCAUCCAAUUCCAAAUCACCUCUCUUAUCUCUGGAAUCAGCGAGUCUCUUCCUCUUCUCAUCGUCUGGCCGUCGCAAGUAAAAAAAUGUCGGCCUCCGUACAUCUCACUACACAUAACCUCGCCGCCUUGAAAUCCACCGCGGGGACGACCCGACGGAACUCCCAGCGAGUCCCAAUCGGCUCAGCCCGGUGCUCUGUCUCAACAGCUGAGACUGAGGAUUCAUCCAGAAGAACGGCCGAGGCGGAGGCCCGACGAGUGACGCUGAAGAACGGCGGCGAUUCGCUGGAUAUAAGCCGAGUCCUUAACGGCAUGUGGCAGACGAGCGGAGGCUGGGGAGCAAUCGACCGGAACGGCGCCGUUGAAGCCAUGCUCCGGUACGCCGACGCCGGGCUUUCCACUUUCGACAUGGCCGACCACUAUGGUCCUGCUGAGGAUCUGUAUGGUAUGUUUAUCAACAGAGUUCGCAGAGAGCGUCCGCCAGAGUUGUUGGAGCAAAUUCGAGGGCUUACUAAGUGGGUGCCUCCACCUGUUAAGAUGACCAGCAAUUACGUGAGGGAGAACAUCAACCUUUCCCGCAAACGAAUGGAUGUGUCGUCCUUGGACAUGCUUCAGUUCCAUUGGUGGGAUUACUCCAAUUCAGGUUACCUUGACGCCCUUAAACACCUAACAGACCUGAAAGAGGAAGGUAAAAUCAAGACUGUGGCAUUGACAAAUUUCGAUACAGAGCGGCUGCAAAUCAUUUUGGAGAACGGAAUCCCAAUAGUCAGCAACCAGGUACAACAUUCGAUUGUUGACAUGCGACCUCAGCAGAAAAUGGCAGAGCUAUGUGAAGCCACUGGAGUUAAACUUAUAACGUAUGGAACUGUAAUGGGAGGGCUGUUAUCUGAGAAGUUCUUAGAUACCAACUUAUCCAUACCUUUUGCCGGUCCUCCUCUGAACACUCCUUCGCUUCAGAAGUACAAAAGGAUGGUAGAUGCAUGGGGAGGAUGGGGUCAAUUCCAAGUUCUGCUGAAGACCCUUAAGAAAGUAGCCUCCAAACAUGGCGUCUCCAUUCCCACCGUUGCCGUGAAGUACAUACUAGAUCAGCCAGCAGUGGCUGGGUCGAUGGUAGGCGUUCGACUUGGUUUAUCAGAACAUGUCAACGACUCGAAUGCCGUGUUUGCUUUAGAACUGGAUGAAGAAGACGUGAACAGCAUACUGGAAGUGAGCAAGAAAGGGAGGGAUCUAAUGGAAGUGAUCGGUGAUUGUGGCGAUGAAUACAGGCGUUAAAUGAGAAAUUGGAUACUUUGGAGCUGUUUGUGUGCAUUUAUUUGUAAUCGAACUUUAACGAAAUUACGUGAGGUGCAUUUGUAAAACGUAUGUAUAUGUAAAACCAUGCUGCUAUAGGUAGAAAUACUUGAAACUUGAAAGAAGUGAAAUGGCUAUAGUUCACUGUUUCUGGGGUUCACAGCUUCGUCGAGCACUGAUUCAUGCCUGCCUUUGCAAAUUGCAACUUUCCUUCAGCCUUUAUUUUGCAGUCCGCCAACUGCCAUGAACAGUAUGAUAGUGGAGUUCGAAAAGAUCAAGAGAGUUCUAGUUCCAGUAAUCCUCAACCUUUCUUCUUUAGUAAUAGGAGCACGCUUGUUACGGAAUCACAAUAUAAGGGCACCAAGUGCUAUUAACCAUUUGUGCUUUAACCAACAAACAUGUGUGAGAGUGCCCUAGGAGGAACCAUGAAUGGAGAACUUGGAUUCACAGAACUGCAAGUUAUACAUCCAAAUCUCCUUCAGAUAUCCGACUCCGCGUAAUUCCUCAAUAAUGUGAAUACCUCAAG
Molecule: messenger RNA, 1928 nt
Organism: Linum trigynum
Lineage: Eukaryota; Viridiplantae; Streptophyta; Magnoliopsida; Malpighiales; Linaceae
Source: the annotation of a GenBank genome assembly